UGUGCUCUUGCUGAACAAAUUAUGCACCGUAAAAACGUCUCAUAGGUCUCAAAUGAUUCCUAAAAAAUUUCUCAAAUACAUCAUUGUCAGUUCAACUACAUGCAUUGCCGGUCACUCCCUUUAAAUCCAAAUUUUAAUGUUGAAAUUUGUAAAUAAAAAACAUUUGUGAUUACGCCAAGUGAAUUUGUUAAGAAAUAAAUGGAAUAAUCAUGCACUUUGAAUUAACAAGUGAGACAAAUUUUGAUUUUAUUUUUAUAUUUUCAGAUUCUUUCACUCUAAAAAUGAGCCCAAAAUCUGUUCUGAUAACCGGUUGUAACAGAGGAAUCGGCUUAGAACUAGUUAAGCAGUUUCUCGCGUUAGGCUCUCCACCACAGCACAUCUUUGCCACCUUUAGAACUAUGUCAGAUGAGCUGAAAAAGCUUGGGGAUGAGAAUAAGAACGUCUAUCUCCUGAAAAUGGAUAUCACUGAUAUCCCUUCUUACCAUUCAAUUGUAAAACAGGUUGAAGAGGUUGUAGGAGAGGCUGGAUUAAACCUCCUGAUCAACAAUGCCGGCCUUUUGCCGACCAACCGGGAUCUAGCCUCUGUCACGCCGGAGGACAUGCGUCAAGCCUUUGAGGUCAACUGUGUGGCUCCUCUUUUCUUCACCAAGGAAAUGUUCCCGCUUAUCGAGAAGGCUGGAAAAGCGAGCGGGGAGACAGGACGGAGUUUGUCUAAGGCUGGUGUUGUACAGAUGUCGACUGCUGUUGCGAGUAUCGCUGAGAACACUGGUGGUGGACUAUACGCGUAUAGAUGUUCUAAGUCUGCUCUGAAUAUGAGUAUGAAAAGUAUGUCCCAGGAUUUGAAGGAUACUGGAGUACUAAUCCUUGCAAUGCAUCCUGGCUGGGUUCUCACUGAUAUGGGAGGUCCUAAUGCCUUGAUCACUACUGAAGUUUGUUGUAAGACAAUGCUUGAAACUUUUGAAUCCCUGUCCGAUAAGGAUCACGGAACUUUUCUGAGAUACAACAAUACUCCAAUCCCCUGGUAAACGUAGAAGACGAUAUUCCUUCUGCGACAGCAUUAUGAUGUACAAUGUACAGUACACUUAAAGUGUACACUGUACACAGAACUAUACCCAGUGUACACACCUUAUUCUACACUCCGUACUGAAUAGUGCAAGUUUAAAAAAUAACUUGAUGUAGUUAUUUUCUCUAAAUAUACAAACAUUUAACAUUUUUA
Eurytemora carolleeae is the source of this 1216-nucleotide messenger RNA. RefSeq names its product C-factor. Lineage: Eukaryota; Metazoa; Arthropoda; Copepoda; Calanoida; Temoridae. The transcript is spliced from 10 exons. The record is from RefSeq and is a predicted model, not a curated record. The coding region runs from base 210 to 1025 and encodes 271 amino acids.